GCAGGGGUGGGGAGAGGGGAGGGAAGGAAGGAGGGGAUCCCCGAAGCCAAAUAAAGGCGGAGGAGGGAGGGAGGGAGAAAAAAGAGGGAGGAGGAGACCAGCAAGAGAGAGGAGGCGGUACCCUCCUCCAGCUCCGAUCCCCAGCCGGUUCUGGGCUCUGCUCUGAAACUUUCCUGUGCCUUUGCUGGGGCCGCGGGCUGCUGCCGCCGGGCGGGCCCCAAAGCGGCCACGGCAGAACCAUGAACCGGCUGGCCAAGCGCGGGAGCGACACGCUCAUCGAGAUGGUGGCCACUGAUGAUGAUAUUGCCGUUCUCACCAAGUUCAAGUCCACAAAUCCAGAAGGAGAAGAUUCGAAUGGACCUUCCUAUGAAGUGAAUUCCAAUGCAGGAUCUGAAAUCCCAAGCAACUCUGAGGGUCUAAGCAGCACUGAGACUACCUUGCUCAUCUCUGAUCAUCGAGGGACAGCAAAGAAAUUUAACCUGUUCCUGCGGCGGCGUCUCAUGUUUGACAAGCGCCAACAAAGCAAGGAUUCUGUUUUCUUCCGUGAUGGGACUCGAAGGAUUGAUUUUGUACUUUCUUAUAUUGAUGAUCCAAAGCAGGAAGGAGAAAAAAAGGUGGAAAGAAGAAGGGAAUUUGAAAGCAACCUCUUGAAGUCUGGCCUGGACUUAGAAACAGAAGACAAAAAGGACUCUGAGGAUGGGCGAACUUACUUUGUCAAGAUCCAUGCCCCUUGGGAGGUGCUGACCACCUACGCGGAAGUGUUGAACAUCAAGAUGCCCAUUCGUGAGAAUGACAUUCCCCCAGCCAAGGAGAAUCCCUUUGAGUUUAUGUUUGAGCCUUUCCGGCUCCCAAAGAAAGUGAUGAAUCCCGAGCCGGACUACUUCACAGCCCCAUUCAGCAAACAGAGGCAGGAACUCUUCCUCAUUGAAGAUGAGAACUCCUUUUUCUCACCAUCAGUGAGAAAUAGAAUUGUUUACUAUAUUCUCUCACGAUGCCCCUAUGGUACAGAAGAAGGAAAGAAAAAAUUUGGCAUUAAGAGACUCCUAACCAAUGGUACCUAUUCGGCAGCUUACCCACUCCAUGAUUGCCAAUAUUGGAAGAAAGCGAAGGAUCAAACCUAUGGCAAUGAGCGGUAUACCCUCUAUACACAAUGGGCUCGCUUCUUGAGGUUUUAUAAGGAGCAACCUUUAGAUCUGAUCAGGAGAUAUUAUGGAGAGAGAAUUGGCAUCUACUUUGCCUGGCUGGGAUUCUAUACCGAGAUGCUGUUCUAUGCGGCAGUUGUUGGCUUAAUCUGUUUUUUCUAUGGUUUGCUUACAAUGACUGACAACAUGAGCAGCAUAGAAAUCUGCAAUGAGACCAUCGGGGGAGAGAUCAUCAUGUGUCCCCUCUGUGAUGUGAGGUGUGAAUAUUGGAAACUGAAUACCACGUGUGAAUCCUCAAGGUAUUCCCACUUGUUUGAUAAUGUGGCCACACUAUUUUUUGCAAUAUUCAUGGGAAUAUGGGUUACCUUAUUCCUAGAAUUUUGGAAACGACGCCAAGCCCGGCUGGAGUAUGAGUGGGACUUGGUGGACUUUGAGGAGGAACAGCAGCAACUUCAGUUGAGGCCUGAAUAUGAAGCCAAGUGUACUCAAAAGAAAAAGAACCCAGUGACUCAGGAAAUAGAAUUUGAAAGAAAGUGGACUUUAGAUUUCUAUGGGAAACUACUCCUCUGCUGGAUGGCAAUCCUCUUUUGGAUCUUUCUAAUCAUAGCCAGUAUGAUAGCAGUGAUUGUGUACCGCCUGUCAGUCUACGCGGCAUUUGCCAGCUUCAUGGAAUCGACACAAACUCUCCAGCCCAUCAGCAGCCUGUUGACACCCCAGUUGGCCACAUCGGUCACUGCAUCCUGUUUAAACUUUGUCAUCAUCAUGAUUCUGAAUUUCUUGUACGAGAGGAUAGCCAUCUGGAUCACAGAUAUGGAAAUUCCUCGAACCCACCUGGAAUAUGAGAAUAGGCUCACGAUGAAAAUGUUCCUGUUCCAAUUUGUCAACUAUUACUCGUCAUGUUUUUAUGUGGCAUUCUUUAAAGGGAAAUUUGUGGGCUACCCAGGAGCCUACACAUACAUGUUCAACAAAUGGAGGAAUGAAGAGUGUGAUCCAGCAGGCUGCCUUAUAGAACUAACAACACAGCUGACCAUCAUCAUGGCUGGAAAACAGAUCUGGGGCAACAUCCAGGAAGCCAUUCUGCCUUGGAUUUGGAACUGGUGGAGACGCCGGAAAGCAAGGACAAACUCUGAGAAACUGUAUAGCCGAUGGGAGCAGGAUCAUGAUCUUCAAAGUUUUGGGGCUCUGGGUCUAUUCUACGAGUACUUAGAAAUGGUCAUCCAGUUUGGUUUCAUCACCCUGUUUGUGGCCUCCUUUCCUCUGGCUCCACUUCUUGCCCUUAUGAACAAUAUUUUGGAAAUCCGAGUUGAUUCUUGGAAACUGACCACCCAGUACAGGAGGCCUGUGGCUGCCAAGGCCCAUAGCAUAGGAGUGUGGCAAGAAAUCCUCAAUGGCAUGGCUGUCUUGUCUGUUGUUACUAACGCUUUCAUUGUGGCCUUCACGUCGGACAUGAUUCCUCGUCUCGUUUAUUACUAUGCCUACUCAACGGACAGCAGUUCCCCCAUGUCUGGAUACAUCAACAACAGUCUUUCCGUGUUCCAGAUUUCUGAUUUUCCAAGUAAUACUGCACCUAUGGAGAACACAGGUGCAUUCACUACUUGCAGAUACAGAGAUUAUCGUUAUCCUCCUGACCACGAAAAGAAAUAUUUACACACCAUGCAGUUCUGGCACAUCCUUGCUGCCAAGAUGGCCUUCAUCAUUAUUAUGGAACACAUCGUUUUUGUUGUCAAAUUCUUUGUGGCCUGGAUGAUCCCUGAUGUCCCAGCAGAGGUGAAAGCCCGGAUCAAAAGGGAAAAGUUCCUGACCAUCCAAAUCCUCCAUGAGUAUGAGCUCCACAAACUCAAAGAGAAACUGUGCAAUAGGACAGAUGAUCAGGUGGAGAAGGAAGUUAUUGCCACAGAAGGGAAAAGGGAUCUGGCCCAGGUGAUGGGAUAGCCAAGGAACACCACUAACACCUGCUGGCCUGGCUUGCCUCAAUUCUCUGAGACCUGGCUUUGGGCCAGGAAGCAUAUGUGCAUUUUGGCCCUUCCUUUUUUUUAUCCAAAGAUUUUUAAGCUCUUAUAGAAGUCACUGGUCCCAAGCUUUGCCAUAUUGGAAGCCAGCCCAUUAUAACUUCACGGUGCCAGUUCUCGCCACAUGUCAUUUUAUAGAUUUCUGUAUGUUAACCGUUAAAGUGUGUGUCCAGAGUCCAGUUAUUAGAAGAUGAUGGAAUGUUGCUAUUUAACUCAGAAUAUUCAUGGUAAGGCAUGAUUUCAUCUUCCAGUACAUCGGAAUGUUGUCAAAAACUUCUAUCCUCGAGUAUUUUAUACACUUUGGUUUAAGUUUUCCCAUCAAGCGAUUUUAUGACAAAAAAAUAGAAAGAAGAGAAAUAUGUCUUCCAAAGAAUUCGUAUUUUGCCACUUACUCAAAGAAAUAAAUUAAUCUAAAAGAAAUACAAACCUACACACAUAUACAUCAGGUGAAACAUUAUAUCCUGGGCCCAGUGCAUAAAUUUAAUGAGUUAACUGUCCAUUAAAAUCCAGGAGGGCUGGCCUUCCAGGAAAUUUCAUGAAUGUUUUUUCCCCCCCAAAAAAUCAGACUUCAUAAGCAUUUUAAAGAACUGACUCACCCACCCCCAGUUCUUGAAUGCCAUUCAUUAUCUCUUACCUGGGAAUCAGGCAUGCUUUUAAGUGUUGAAUUUCUGUGAGUCGUCAUGAAUAUAAAAUGAGUUGUACAGAAGCAGAUAUCUUAAUAUUUAAAGAAAUCAAGACAAUGUAUAUUAAUGUAUCUACUGUCUUUAAAGUUAUGAAGUUGAUAGAAUUAUUGUUAUUGAAGACUUGCCUUCCAGAAUGCUUCUCUCGCCUCAUGGAGCCAUUUUUUUUUUGCAUAUGGUAGCAUCAGCCAUAUUUGUCAGUUAGCCAUAAACUGUUAAUGAAAUGUGUCCUUGUCAACUUAAAGCAAUUUCAAGCCUUUUAAAAAAUUAUUUCACAACUGUUUUCUAUGGCUAUACUAGCCUAUACUGUACCCAGUGCCUUUUUUCUAUGUCUUUGAUAUAUAUGAAAUGAAAGUGUUGGUUUGUGAGAAAAUCCCCAGAAUUAUAUUUCAGACGUAAGUCUGUAGACCCUGAGAAGUGAUCAGCCUAAUAAUCAAUGCCUGUGUUAUCCCUGGAGGAAGAGGGAUUCGUAGAUGGUUAGAUGAGUCUGUAAUAUUUGUAUAGUCUUCCUGAAAUUAAAUGUAAGGUAUACCUCUGCACAUCUGUAGCAUUCUAAUGUCCUCAAACUUAAGUCAUACACACAUAUUCAUAUAUAUGGGAGUGUGUAUGUGUGUGUCUAUAUUUAUACAUAUAUACAUAUUCCCACACACUCUAUAUGUGUGUGUAUAUAUGAUGUACAUGUAUUUAAAAUAGAGGAACAAGUCAGUUUGAUAUUAUUUGAACCUCUUAGUUCCUAGCUUGUUUUCAGUUCCAAAUGACUUUUUUUUUAUCUAGAGACAAUGUUUGAGCAAAAAAAUUCAGACAGGAUUCCUUAUAGGAUUUCUCGUGUUAAUUACCUACCUCCUCCAGCACACAACAUCCUUUUUCCGCCAUUCAAGAAGUGGCGAACGACAUGGGUUGAUCCUUUACGAUUGAUGUUUGGGAGUUUUCAGACCACAAAUCUGGGUCUGGUAAAUCCUGACAGUCACCCCCCUCCACAUACACACACACUAUUUCCCCAGGGCUCUCCCCAGCAUCCCUACUUGCCAAUCAUUGAAUCAGAUUGAUGCCAUCAAUUGGACUGACUUAAUUUUUUUUAAUAAAUCUAAAUAAACUGUUCAUUGUAGAUCUAAUGUGCAGGCUAUUGAGCCACUUGAGAACCAAUCAGGUAUUAAGUGCAAUAAGCCAUCAAUGAAUUUUCUUUAUGCCAACUUGUAUGCUGCUAUUAUAUUGCACAUGAUUUAUUCACUGUGCUCUUUUCUCUUUCUUGUAUGUAAGUUCGAGUUUAUCCUGCUUAAAUGGUUUCGAACUCAGCUUCAUGGAGUUAGGUAUAUUUCCCGAAUGUCCCACCAAAGGGCUAAUUUUGGAGUGUAAACUGGAAAGCAGACAUUAUUGUUUUGAUUAAGUAUGCAUGAAGUGACCACAGAUGGGAGAAAACAUUUUUUUAAAUUAUCCAAAUGCAUUUAUAGUGUUGGAUGGACUUUUUGUUUUGAAAGAGAGAUUUUGGAGAAUUCUGGGUGUCCGAAAAGUCUUUAUAAGCUUCAGUAACUAAAAAACUGUACUAAGACUUUUUGUCCCUUUCAAGGGACAUCCUAUACUUUGUUCUUAGGGUUAUUUCUGAUUUCUAGAAGGAUUUCCAUAUUCUUGGGGUUGCAAAAGAAACUCUGAAGCUUGCCUCAGUUCAGUAAAUUCUACCCCAGACUCAAUGUUUCUUUCUAGAGUGUCCACAGCAAACACCUCUCAUAUGAUGGGGGUGGUCAUCUUUCAUCAUUUGAUUGGAUUAUUCCAAGUUGUACAUGAUAGCUGUGUUUUCACAAGCAGUCUAGGAAGCCUUUGCUUCAUGCUAAGCCUCACUUGACAUUUGGCAAGAGCCAAAAUAGGCUUAGGACUGCAUUCACACUCUCUUCUUACCCUUGUCUCUACCAUUACUUUUAUUUUUUCAUAAAAAAUAUAGUCCACAAAACACUACCGUCAUCACAUUACCCAGAAGAGGAGAGUUGGAAAUGUGUGAAAAUUCCUUUUUCUGCUUCUUUGGCUCUCCCUGUUUAGCACACAUUAUCACAUUCAAUCAAGGUGUUACAAGAAUAACAUGUACUGUAUCUGUGUAGUAGUUGGAUGAGUUCUUUCUUUUUAAGUUGACUGAAAAGUUGAAGGGAUUUUCACCCUUACAGUGUAAGCAGUGAUAUGUUUUCCUACCUUUUAAGACUGUAAAUAAAUACAAAUACAUAUAUAUAUAAAGCAUCCUUUAAUUCAAGGGAAAAUGAUCCUGUAGGACCUCUUGGCAAUACUUGGCCUCCCUCAACUGCCUCAAGAGAAAAAUGUGCUAAUUAAGCAAGACUGUCAAUGACUGGACUCUUUGAGUUUAAAAAAAGAAACACUGUAAUGAGAGGUUUUACUUUUUAAUUGAACAGACAUGAAAUAUCUGCUUCUAAAGGAAAUGGAAUGUUAGGAAGUAGUUAUGGGAUCAUGAAGGAAUUAUGCUACCAAGUAACACUAUAUCCUUUUUAUAACCAUUUUCUUUUAUUUGUUUACUGCUCUUUUGCCUUUGUGCAUGACUGUUCAAAAUAUGUUGGCUUUUCCAAUCAAAGAAAUAAAUAAUAUGAGCAGAAAAGGAAGGAAUUGUGGGUAUUGACAUUAUGUGUGGUAGUCACUCACUUCCCUACCUGGAUUCCAGAUCAUAAUGGUUUUUUAGUUAAUUGAGAGUGGUUGGAAGGUAAUUUGCUAUACUGUGGUAUCCUGAUGAUGAAUCCGCCUCACUGCACCCACCUCCCUGUUUUCUUUUUUAUUUAAAUGUUGCUUUUAAUCAAUCUGUAUAUGACUUUCAGGAGACGUGAAUUCAGUCGGUGAAUAAAGCAACAUUUAAUUUUUUAAA
Messenger RNA from Monodelphis domestica (gray short-tailed opossum), 6682 nucleotides. NCBI's taxonomy places the organism in Eukaryota, Metazoa, Chordata, Mammalia, Didelphimorphia, Didelphidae. The record is from RefSeq and is a predicted model, not a curated record.